Molecule: messenger RNA, 6801 nt
Organism: Anolis carolinensis (green anole)
Lineage: Eukaryota; Metazoa; Chordata; Lepidosauria; Squamata; Anolidae
Gene: paxx
Product: PAXX non-homologous end joining factor
Exons: 7
Coding region: 46-630 (194 amino acids)
Biological process (GO): double-strand break repair via nonhomologous end joining
Cellular component (GO): nonhomologous end joining complex; nucleus; site of double-strand break
Molecular function (GO): molecular adaptor activity
Source: RefSeq, a predicted model, not a curated record
GUCAAUCAUGCACAACAGUGAGCGAGGAGGUGCAGAAGCACAUUGAUGGCGCUUCAAGGGAGGCUGCAGGUCUUGGAUGCCGAAGAAGGAAGAGGACGUUGCCUGCUCUUCCUCGAAGGAAAACCCCGGAGCCGCAUCUUAGUCACUGACGCUCACGACUUCUGGAGUUUGGGUGCCGUUGCCUCGGAGGCGAAGGAGGAUUCUCUCAAGGGCGGCUCCGGCAGCAGCGACAUCUCCAGACUCAGGGAAGCCCUGGCGCUGGGCAGGAGCCCCUCCGUGACCCUAGGCGAUCCCACGGCCACCCUCCGGCUCCCGGGCGUGACGCUGGACCUCGAGAAGGCCCCGCCGGCAGAGGCACGGAAGGAGCUGCAAGGGCUGAUGUUCGCGUUGGCAGAAAAGGUCCAGGCCUUGGAGCAACGCCUGCAAGAGGUUUUGGCCGCUUCACCAGUCAGCAGCCCUGGAAAGUCCAGCUCAAGAAGCAUUUUUGCAGCAGCAGAUCUAAGUCCCGCAAAGCCAGCGGCCGGAUCCGGGCAACCGUUGGCCAGAAAGCGGCUUCCGGGAGAAUCGCUCAUUAACCCUGGAUUCAAAAGGAAGAAGGACCCGACUGGAGUGGAUUUCGAAGACCCUUGAAUUUCCCAAAUGGCAACAAAAGGACGCUCAUACGAUUGCCUUUAAUGAGAUGUUUUAAAUAUUUUUAAAAACGGAAUGAUGCUUGAAACAAUAAAGACGCUUUUCAGAAUACGAAACAAGAGCCUUUCACCAAAACCUGCCUCCUGUUUAUGGGCUUUGCCCUAAUUCAUAUGGAUUUGACAGAAGGGGACUUGGGGCCGAUGCUUCUGCUCAAUGCAGACUUUUAAGUUGGCAUCGGCCUCGUUUGCUGCAGCAUCACGUCUCAUUGGAGAGUAAUUAAUGUUAACGACGACGAAGGAGGACAGGAAGGAAGGGGAGUGCUUUGUGGAUGGAGAGGAUCUGGGGAAGGGGAAGGGCUUUGCAAGAAUAAUAAUAAUAUUCUGCUUUGAUCUCAACUGAGACGCUUGGUUGGGGCCAAGAUCAUCAACCAACCUCAUGGCAAUGCUAUCAGCUCCUACAUAGAAUGAAAAGAGUCUCUGUUUUCAAAGAACGCCCAGACCUCAAUCCUUGUGCCGUCAUCACAACAAAAGUGAGUCCAUGGCAAAAGCAGAGUCGCAAGAAUGGUGUGUUCAUUUACAGAAGUACAAUUGCAAAAGGAAUGAAUUCACGACAGAAACCUAAUCCCAAGAAUAGUGAGUACACAAGAAUGGUGAGUUCACGAUGGAAGCCCGAUCCCAAGAAUGGUGAGCACACCAGACCAGUCACAGGAAUCAUCACAGGAAUAGUGAAAGCCCAGUCGCAAGAAUGGUCAGUUCACAAGAACGGUGAUUUCAUGAUGGAAGCACAAUCCCAGGAAUGGUGAGUUUACAAGCACAGACACAAGAAUUCAUUUACAGAAAUACAAUUGCAAGGCGGGUGAAUUCACGACGGAAGCCCAAUCCCAAGAACGGUGAGUUCACAAGAAGGGUGAUUUCACAACAGACACAAUCCCAAGAACGUUGAGUUCACAAGAAAGGUGAUUUCACAACAGAGACACAAUCCCAAGAACGGUGAGUUCACAAGAAGGGUGAUUUCACAACAGAGACACAAUCCCAAGAACGAUGAUUUCACAAGAGACACAAUCUCAAGAAUGGCGAGUUCACAAGAAGGGUGAUUUCACAACAGACACAAUCCCAAGAAUGGUGAGUUCACAAGAAGGGUGAUUUCACAACAGAGACACAAUCCCAAGAACGGUGAGUUCACAAGAAGGGUGAUUUCACAACAGAGAUACAAUCUCAAGAAUGGCGAGUUCACAAGAAGGGCGAGAGUUCACCAGCAAAAUCCCAAGAAGAGUAAAUUCGUGACAGAAGCCCAAUCCCAAGAACAGUGAGUUCACUAUCGAAAUUCCAAGAAUAGUGAGUUCACCACGGAAGUCCGGUCCAAAGAACGGUGAAUUCACAAGAAGGGUGAUUUCAUGACACACAAUCCCAAGGAAGGUGAGUUCACCAGCAAAAUCUCAAAAAUAGUGAGUCCAGUCCAAAGUCCAAAGAACGGUGAAUUCACAGGAAGAGUGAUUUCAUGACUGACACAAUCCCAAGAAAGGUGAGUUUACAAAAAAUGGGUGAAUUCACCAGCAAAAUGCUAAAAAUAGUGAGUUCACCACGGAAGUCCAAUCCAAAGAACAGUGAAUUCACAAGAAGGGUGAUUUCACGACAGACACAAUCCCAAGAAGGGUGAGGUCACAAGGAGGGUGAGUUCACCAGUGAAAUCCCAAGAAUAGCAAGUUUCAUGACGGAAAUCCAAUCUCACAGAGGGAGCGUUCCCAAGAAGGGUGAGUCUCCGCACGGGGCCCCUAUUCUGGCUGCUUCAGGGGCCGGACCACAGCACUGUAGGCCUGCAGGAUCUCCUGGCUGUUGGGGCAGGUGUACUUGAACUCCUUGACCUCGGCAGCGCUCUCCAGGUAGCGCCAGACUCCCCGCAGGUCCUUGGGGAUCCCGCAUUGGCGGAAAUGCUGGCACACGACCUGCAGGGAGGAAGGGCAGCAUCAGGGGCACACCCCACAGAUUCCCAUACGCAUGCCCACCUCUGGCCCCUGGCAUCCGUAGUGCGCCGCAUCUCCAUGGGUCGGGAUCCCAGGAGUCGCACUACAACUCCCAUUGUGCCAUACAUAGCUUUGAAUCAAACUGUAUCCAUUCCAUAGCUCAGGAGCACUGAGCAAAUAAUGGGAUUGUUAUAAUUUAUAUAUAUCUAUAUAUAUAAAAGAGUGAUGGCAUCAUGGCGACCCACAAAACAACAAAACUACAGGCCCCCCAACCUCGAAAUUUGACAACACAACUCAUCAUCCACGCCUCUAGGUUGAUACAACAAAAAGAAAAGAAAAAUAAAGUCCUAAUUAGAGGGAAAGGAAUAAUUGCUUUUAUCCAAUUGCUGCCAGUUAGAAGGCUAAGCUCCUCCAACUUGGUCUCCUAGCAACCCAAUAAAAAAUAAUUAAAAGCACUAAAAAUUAAUAUAAUAAAAUACUAUAAUAACAGAAAAUAACUAAAACUAAUACAAGAAAAUAAUAAAAUAUAAUAAAUAAAAAGAUAACUUACAAUAAAAAUAAUUUAAAAAUACAAAUUACGUCAAAUAAAAAUUACACAACAAUUUUUAACCAAUACCACCACCACUUUGCCACAGCAAUGCGUGGCCGGGCACAGCUAGUUUAUAUAUAAAAGGGUAGUAAAAUUUCAGCCUAGGACAAAAUAACAAAAUCACACAUCCCAGAAACACUAAACUUGGCAGCACAACCCCUCAUCCAUCCCUCUACGUUCAUACAACAAAAAGAAAAGAAAAAGUCCUAAUUAGAGGGAGAGGAAUAAUGAUUUUUAUCCAAUUGCUGCCAGUUAGUAAGUAAGUAAGUAAGUGAGUAAAAGUUUAUUUGUAUACCGCCCUCUCUCCUGCUAUAUUGGAGCGGUUUCCAAUAUAAAAUCAGCAUAAAACAUUAUACAAUAAAACACUGAAAACACUAUAAAAUGCUAUAAAAAUACAAAAAAAUAGUUAGAAGGCUAGGCCCCGCCCACUUGGUCUCCUUGCAACCCACUCAGCCCAGGGGACAGGCAGAGUUAGGCCUCACUUAGGCCUCUUCCACACUGCCUAUAAAAUACAGAUUAUCUGAUUUUAACUGGAUUAUAUGGCAGUAUAGACUCAAGGCCCUUCCACACAGCUAUAUAACCCAUUUAUAAUGGACUUAAUGUCAGGAGAAAACCUUUACCCUUUAACUUAACUACCACCAAUUCCUCAAUACUUUAUUUCCCAUACCACCAUACUUCGCCACAGCAACGCGUGGCCGGGCACAGCUAGUAUAUAUAUAGAUAGAUAGAUAUAGUUGUAUUAUUAUAAUGUAAUAACACUAUGUAACAUGAUGUAAACAGGGGACAUACGAGGGUCAUCCAGAAAGUAGAUUACGUUUUGGAAUUAAAAAUGAACAAAGCAUAGGAGAAAACAUUUACCAUAUGCAGUUGAAAGCCACACCCAAAUACCACUUAUUGACACAGCCGCCAUUCAAAUCUAGGCACUUAUCAUAGCGAUGAAUGAGCUUGGCAACUCCUUCUCCACAAAACUCUGCCGCUUGCAUCCUCAACCAGCCAGUCACCCCUUCCCGUAGCUGCACAUCGUCGCCAUGAAUGAGCUUGGCAACUCCUUCACCACAAAACUCUGCCACUUGCGUCCUCAACCAGCCGAUCACCCCUUCCCACAGCUGCACAUUGUCCCCAAAACGCUGUGUUGAGGACGCAAGCGGCAGAAUUUUGUGGGGAAGGAGUUGCCAAGCCCAUUCAUUGCUAUGUCAAGUUCCUAGAUUUGAAUGGCGACUAUGUUGAGAAGUGGUAUUUGAGUGUGGCUUUCAACUGCAUAUGGUAAAUGUUUUCUCCUAUACUUUGUUCAUUUUUAAUUCCAAAACGUAAUCAACUUUCUGGAUAACCCUUGUAAAUGUGGGAAGACGGAGCUGCAGAAGUGACUGGCGGCUCCCGGGUUCAACAAGGGGCCCUGACUUACGUGGACGAUGUUGAGUUUGGGGAGGAGGGCGCAGUCGGCCAGGGUCAUCUGGUCCCCGUCCAGGAAGCGCCGGCGGGAGACGGUCAGCAAGGGGUCGCGCACCAGUUCGUAGUCCAGCGGGGUGUUCAGGUACUUGUCCAGCCGCCAAAGGGCCUUCAGCAGGUUCCGGUGCAGAGCUGAGGAGAGGGGUAGUUUUCCAAGGAAUGAGAAGGGGGCACUUGGGACACUCAUCCCUGCCUUAGGGACACUACGGCUCCCAGUCCUCGUCCCCUGACCUUUUAAGGCCACCACUCUCUCACCUUCAUCCUGGGAAGGAACGGGGUUCUUGAUGAAGGCCGAGAAGCGGAGGAAGACGUCAUUCCCGGCCAGGGAGGACUCUUUGUAUCUCGGCAGCAGAGUGGGGUAGCUGCAGGAGGAGGGGAAGGAGGGAGUAGAGGAAAAGGGAGAAAGAAUACAAAUAAAUCCACACGAGCGUUCCUCUGACUGGCCUGGGAGCCAGAGACUGGGCCUUGUUCCUUCUCCUCCUCCUGUUAGACUUACUCAGGCGGUCCCAGGGUCUCCUCCAGGAACUCCUCGAUGCGGAGGGUGUCCGUUUUGGGCUCCCCUUCAUAGAGAAGCACCGGCAACUGGGCCCCAGGUGCAAAGGCCUUCAGGACGUCCAGGGACCUGCAAGGACAGAGCAGAAUUUGCCCAUGUAUGCUAUAGAUCAUGAGUCCCCAAACUAAGGCCCAUGGGCUGGUUGCGGCCCUCAAAGGUCAUUGACCUGGCCCCUGUCCUAAACUUUAGACUUAGGGUUGACCUAAGUCUACCUGGUCUUUGGAGAUCUCUUUGCUUUCCUGUGGUCUUAUGAGAUCAUCUAGAUGGUCUUUGAAGGUCUCUUUGCUUAGCUACGGCCUUAUGAGGACAUCUAGAAGGCUUUUGGAAGUCACUUUCCUUACCUAUGGUCCUAUGAGACUUUCUAGAUGGCCUUUGAGGUUCCCUUUCCUUACCUAUGGUUUUAUGAGAUUAUCUAGAUGGCCUUUGGGGGCCCCUUUCCUUACUGAUGGUCUUAUGAAACCAUCUAGAUGGUCUUUGAGGGUCCCCUUCCUUUUCUAUGGUCUUCUGAUGGCCUGAUGAGAUCAUCUAGAGGGCCUUUGAAGAUCCCUUUCCUUACCUAUGGUCUUAUGAGACCAUCUAGAUGUCUUUUGGAGGUCACUUUAAUAAUAAUAAUAAUAAUAAACUUUAUUUAUACCCCGCCACCAUCUCCCCAACGGGGACUCGGGGCGGCUUACAUGGGGCCAUGCCCAGAACAAUACAAUAUAACAAAAUAUAAUAGAACAACAAAUCAUAGCACAUUAAACAACACAAUAAAAGAAAAUAUACACUACAUUAAACAAGAUCAAAAGAACAAUAAAACCAAAGGCGGGCCACAUGAACACUAGGUUAAAACUCGGGGUGAGAAAGGAAGUAGGAGUAAAAACCUUUUGUUCUUAUGAGACCAUCUAGAUGGUCUUUGGGGGCCUCUUUCCUUGUCUAUGGUCUUCUGAUGGCCUGAUGAGAUCAUCUAGAUGGCCUUUGAAGGUCCCUUUCCUUACCGAUGGUCUUAUGAGACCAUUGAGAUGGUCUUUGGAGGUCUCUUUGCUUACCUGUGGUCUUAUGAGAUCAUCUAGAUGGUCUUUGGAGGUCUCUUUGCUUACCUGUGGUCUAAUGAGAUCAUCUAGAUGGUCUUUGGAGGUCUCUUUCCUUAUCUACGGUCUUAUGAGACCAUCUAGAUGGUCUUUGGAGGUCUCUUUGCUUACCUAUGGUCUUAUAAGAUUGUCUAGAUCAGGGGUCCCCAAACUAAGGCCCUCCAAGGUCCCAUUACCUGGCCUCUGUCCUAAACUUUAGACAGGGUUGACCUAAGUCUGAAAUGACUUGAAGGCACACAACAAUCUUAAUUUUGGACUAUUUCAUCUUAGUCCGGCCCCCCAACAGUCUGAGGGACUGUGAAUCGGCCCUCCACUUAAAAAGUUUGAGGGGAUGGACUAGAUGGCCUUUGGUAGCUCCCUCCCAGCCCUGGAUCAGUGCCUUCCCAACAGGAGGACUGUUAAGAGGUGGGACUAGAUGGCCACUGGGUCCCUGCCCUUACCGCUUGGUGUCCACGGUGGUCAGCGUGAAGGGGACCCCUUUCAGGAGCAGGAUCAUGAAGAGCCGCUGGCAGAAGGGACAGUGCCCAAUGGUCUCUCCGUCGUCACUGGCCUU